GACAAGUCGAAUUCAACACAGUAAUCAUUCAUGCAAUUGAAAUGGAACCUCAUCUGAUAAUCAAAAUUCUUGCAAUUAGCGCCACCGCAAUUAAGCGGUAGCCGUAGCACCGCUUCAUACGAUGCAGAUUAGUUUGAACAAAUAUAGCUAAGUAACAUAAAACACAAUUGACAAUGGUGAUUACAAUUCAAAUUCAAUCAGACAUGCGUCCUUCUCUCCAAUUUGCAUCAAUCUUCCGCCGCCUUUCACCGGCUACAUCUAAUUAUCGCCACCGUCUUGCGCCGUUAACCACCAAUUAUCGCCACCAUCUUCCACUGCGAUUGACGGUUAGAGCCUUCUCGAACAACGCCGUUGAGAAAGUCGUUAACAAACCAUCCAUUUGUACCGCCGAUGAGCUCCAUUAUGUUCACGUGGCCAACUCUGAUUGGCGACUUGCUCUUUGGCGUUAUCACCCUAACCCUCAGGCUCGUGCGCGGAAUCAUCCUUUGCUCUUAUUAUCAGGUGUUGGAACUAAUGCUAUUGGUUAUGAUCUAUCGCCUGAGUCUUCGUUUGCUCGCCACAUGUCCGGACAAGGAUUUGAUACAUGGAUUCUGGAAGUUAGAGGAGCUGGAUUGAGCAUGCCUGCAACAAACUUGAAAGAUGUUGAACAAUCGGCCCAUGAAAUUUCUAGUAAGAUAGAGUCUGCGGCUGAAAAGGCAAAAGAAACUGCGGUUAACAAAAGACAGUCCCUAGAAGUUGAGGAUGAGGCAUUAGUUGGUUCAGAUGUCCCCCCUAAUAAAGGAGCUCCAUUGACAGUUUCAACAAUUUGGGAUGAAUCAGAGCUAGUUACAAAAUUGACAGAGACAUUCAUGCGCAUAUCUCAGAAGCUUUCUGGGUUCCUCAGUGAAGGUCAAUCAAGAAUUAUGUCUGCAAGACUAUUCGAUCAACUUCAGAUACUAUUGGAAGAUUCUCAUCUACUAGACCGCUUCAAUGAGACCAGGGAAAAACUUUCAAGCUUGUUAGAAACUAGUGACAAGUCUUCUGUAGCUAGUCAAAUAACAGAUCUUAGUGAAAAGCUAGUGAAUAUCUUUGAAGAAAGUCAAAACUCUGUUUCGCCUCAACUAUUUGAUUUGCAGACCCGUUUUUUCACAACCAUAGAAGAAUUUCAGAAACAACUUGACGUGAUGGUGAAGUAUGAUUGGGAUUUUGAUCAUUACUUGGAGGAGGAUAUUCCUGCUGUGAUGGAAUAUAUAAGAGCUGAAAGCAAACCCAAAGAUGGUAAAUUGUUUGCCAUUGGACACUCCAUGGGGGGUAUACUGUUGUAUGGGAUGCUGUCUAGAUGUGGAUACGAAGGUAAAGAUCCUGGAUUAGCAGCUGUUGUAACACUGGCAUCUUCACUGGAUUACACAACUUCCAAAUCAUCGCUUAAGAUGCUCUUACCUCUUGCUAAUCCUGCGCAAAUCCUCAAUGUUCCUGUUGUUCCACUAGGAGCCAUGCUAUCAGCUGCUUAUCCUUUCUCAUCAAGUCCUCCAUAUGUUUUGUCUUGGCUGAACAAUUUAAUAUCAGCAGAGGACAUGAUGGACCCAGAGUUGUUAAAAAAGCUCGUUCUGAACAAUUUCUGUACUAUAUCAGCUAAGCUUCUAUUACAACUAACAACAGCUCUUCAAGAAGGUGGACUGCGUGACCGUAGUGGAACCUUCUUCUACAAGGAUCAUUUGCAAAAAAAUAGUACCCCAGUGUUAGCUCUAGCUGGAGAUCAGGAUCUCAUUUGCCCACCUGAAGCUGUUUAUGAUACUGUGAAGGCCAUUCCUGAAAACAUGGUUACUUAUAAAGUUUUUGGACAACCUGGAGGUCCACAUUAUGCGCACUAUGAUUUGGUUGGAGGAAGACUGGCUGUAGAAGAAAUAUAUCCUUGUAUAGUUGACUUCCUGAGCUGUAAUGACUAGAAACCUGGAUAAAAAUGACAUGAUCCCCUUUCAAAAUGGUGACUUGCAUUUUCCAAAUUGAUAUUUAUGCUGUAUAGAGCCAAGGGAGCUGCAUUUCACUUCGCCAACUCAAGCAAUUCCGAAACUGGUACUCAAUUCUUUCAUGAUUUAGAACAUAACGAAAAGGAAGUUUCUGCUAAAGGCAAGCUACUCUCCUUUUUCUGACGAGGAUGUUAAAAGAUGCUAUCAGGCUGGGUCGGGUCUGCUAACCAAGGUUUCGGUUGCCAUACUCUGGUCAGAAUUGUACAUUUUUUCUGAUUCUUUACUCUAAAGAAUUCAUUGUUCAUAUAUAGAAGAGAAAAUGCUGGUUAAAUGUGUAUUGUUGCAGGAUUUGUAUCAUUUUUCAAGCUGAAUGGACUUUGUUGUAGAAUGUCCUAUCGUUUUCGA
This is a messenger RNA of Spinacia oleracea (spinach), 2351 nucleotides long. RefSeq lists its product as uncharacterized. NCBI's taxonomy places the organism in Eukaryota, Viridiplantae, Streptophyta, Magnoliopsida, Caryophyllales, Amaranthaceae. The record is from RefSeq and is a predicted model, not a curated record. The coding region runs from base 174 to 1925 and encodes 583 amino acids. The transcript has 9 exons.